AUGAAGCGGAAUCGCAUUCACUUCGAGGGCAAUGGCGAUGCCUCUUCGGCCUCUCCGCAAGGCAGUUUCACUCCCGAGGAUCACUCGCGGCAGUCGCAACAUGUCCCGAAGAUCUCACGGAGGAUACGUGCGUGCACGGAAUGUAAGCGACACAAGGUCCGAUGUGAUAUGAAGGCAGGUGAGUCGAGUUGCUCGAGAUGUCGACGUAUGGGGCUGGAGUGUGUUGUCAACAAAAGCCUCCAGACAUUACUAGAGGAUGAAGCGGAGUGGAAAACCAUGAUCGAGCUCGCAAUGACCGACCUGCUUAGGAAGGCGCAACUGCCGGAACUAUCAUAUUACCAAGCGGGUGGUGGAUCGACCGAGACACCGUCGAAGAAACGAAGUCGGAAAGAGUCAACCGUAUCGGUAGAUGAUGUGGGAUAUGCAUAUGGACACCACAAGGCUGCCUCAGCAGAUACACCUAUUCCUGGAACUACGGGUUCCAGCUCAUCUACCUAUACAUUUCCCCAACCGCAGGCACAAUACUCGAUAGACCGCGAAGAGACCGCGGCUACUUCAUUAGUGACUGCGCCCAUGGGUAGCUUAUAUGAAGUUACACAGUUGAGUGAAAACCGCGAGAGCUCUUCUCCCACACAGCGAUAUCCAUCGGAUCAGGCGCUGGUGACCGAUUUCAUUUCCCGCGGCGUGGUGGAACUGCAAGAGGCAGAGGAGUUGUUCUACCACUUCGACCAAGAUCUGGCAUCUGUGAGACGAUCCUCGUCCCUGAUGUCCGCAGCGAUCCUCGCUGUGACGGCACUCCAUAUGCCGACCAAGGAGCGCACGUUUGAUACCUGUUAUACGGAGUUCGCGAAAUUGGCAUCCGAAUCCAUGCUUGGAGACCAUCAUAGCUUGGAUGAUGUGCGGGCUUUAUGUAUCGGUGCUUUCUGGCUUGCUGAUGUGAGCUGGAAGCUUUCCGGGUAUGCGGUCCGCAUUGCCACUGAGCGCAAUUUGCAUCAGUUCUAUCGAAAGGCCGUACAAGGCUCACCAGAGCACAAAGAACAGGCUCGUCUGUGGUAUCUCCUCUAUACUCUUGAACAUCACUUCUCUAUCGCAUAUGGUCGACCACCCAUCAUCCACGAAGAUGCAUCCAUCACCCAGCAUAACACUUUCACACAGACUCCAUCCAUCACUCAAGGUGACCUACGAUUGCACAGUCAGGUAGACUUGUUCAUAAUUCUCACUCGCAUAUAUUUCGCUUUCGGACCGGAUGUUGAUCUUGAGGUCGCCGAGAGCGAUUUCCCCAAGAUCGACCAGUAUGACACGGAUUUGGGCCAUUGGAAAUCAGCAUGGCUUCCUCGGCUUGCUGGGAGCCGUCACGUUGGCGCAUACCCCUACAAAGCCGUGUACAUGCACUAUAACUUUUCUCGACUACAGCUAUAUUCGGUUGCACUACGCACAUAUCACUCCUCAACUUCUUCGCGAACCAUGUCGCCCGAACGACGGAAGCGGGCUAAUAUCGCGAUUGAGUCGGCCAUUGCCACUUUACAGGUUGUGCUGGACGAGCGAGACAUCCAGAGAGCGCUAGUCGGCGUGCCUCUAUAUCUCCACAGCAUGAUCACUUUCGCGGCGGUAUUCCUAUUGAAGAUUGCUGCUAAGGCGUGCUCGAGCGGAGCGAACCAACAAAAUAACUCGAUUGCAUCGGCAGGUUUGCUAGUCGAUAUUGGAUAUGUACGAGUUCUGGUUGGACGAAUUGUCGAAUUGAUGGUAUCCUGCAGCCAAAGAGCAAGCGAGCGCCAUCUCAGCCACCACAUUGCUCGCGGUCUACGCAAGAUGCUUACGGGUCUGGAAGAAUGGGAGAAGCGAAAUGGUGCCCAGCCUUCCAUGGGGCCCAACACACAGGAAACAUCAUCUCUUUUCAAGCCGGUUAUAAUUCCUGGAGCUCAGAUCUUAGGAGAACGAGACACUAUCCUAAACCACCCGCCACCACUGUUGGGCGUGGCGCCAUUAUCUGCCGAACGCAGCAACGGGUUCGAGCCGACGACAAUCGGCAAGCCUGAACCAGGACUUUCGGAGGGCUCAAUGGACCCCAUGAUGGCAGAUUUGUGGGGAUUCGACGAGGAUUACUUCCCCACGGGGGUGUUUGAUUUCCUCCAAAGCCAGAUGCCUGCAUGA
Penicillium cosmopolitanum is the source of this 2151-nucleotide messenger RNA. RefSeq lists its product as uncharacterized. Gene Ontology annotation, molecular function: DNA-binding transcription factor activity, RNA polymerase II-specific; zinc ion binding; DNA binding. The transcript is spliced from 5 exons. Gene Ontology annotation, biological process: regulation of DNA-templated transcription; DNA-templated transcription. Lineage: Eukaryota; Fungi; Ascomycota; Eurotiomycetes; Eurotiales; Aspergillaceae. The coding region runs from base 1 to 2151 and encodes 716 amino acids. The record is from RefSeq and is a predicted model, not a curated record.